GGAAAGGAGAGGGGAGCGGGAAGGAGGCAGAGGUGCAAACAGCCGCCGACGCUGCCACCCCCGCCAGCGGUGCCGUCGCCCAGCCGGGUCAGCGCGUGCUUCUCUGUCGCCCGUGAGCCUGGGGAACCUGCAGCUCAAAGCCGCCGCUAGCCACAGCACCAUGUAUCCCGGGAACAAGCGGAAAAAGCUCUGGCGGGAGGAGAAAGAACGUUUGUUGAAGAUGACAUUGGAAGAAAGACGUAAAGAAUAUUUACGGGAUUAUGUACCCUUGAAAGAUAUUCCAACAUGGAAGGAAGAAAUGAAAAACAAAGCCCAAAGUGAUGAAGACAACACCAAUGAAGCUUUCUUGAUGCAGAAAAGUCUUAGUGAAAAAGUCUCCCUAUACAGAGGCGAUAUCACAGUGCUUGAGAUUGAUGCCAUAGUUAACGCUGCUAAUUCAAGUCUUCUUGGAGGAGGUGGUGUGGAUGGAUGUAUACACAGAGCUGCUGGUCCUUGUCUAGUUGCUGAAUGCCGCAGUCUGAGUGGCUGUGAAACUGGACAAGCCAAAAUCACGUGUGGUUAUGACCUACCAGCAAAAUAUGUUAUUCACACUGUGGGCCCUAUAGCUCGAGGACAUAUUAGUGAUAUCCAUAAAGAAGAUCUGGCAAAUUGCUAUAAAACCUCCUUGAAACUGGCAAAGGAGAAACUCAUCAGAUCAAUUGCUUUUCCAUGUAUCUCAACAGGCAUUUAUGGUUUUCCAAAUGAGCCAGCUGCAGUCAUUGCACUUACCACAGUCAAGGAGUGGUUAAGCAAGAAUGAGAAUGAGAUGGACCGUGUCAUUUUUUGUGUAUUUUUGGAAGUUGACUACAAAAUUUACAAGAAGAAAAUGAACGACUUCUUCCCAACAGAGGGAGCUGAGAAGAAAACUCACUCUCCUUCACCCGUGAAAUGCAAAACCAAACUGCCUGAGAAUCUGGAGGAUGAUAAUGAGGGUGAGAAUGGCACAGAAGUGAAGCCAAGCAAUGAUGAACCGGAGCCUCAGAGCCAAGAAGAAGAUGAGGCAGUAUCUAUAAUUCCAAGCAGCCCAGCAGAUGGAGGAGAGAACCUGGGCAAGGAAAAAGAAUCCCCAGAUACAAAAGAGCCUAAUCCAGUGCCUCAUGCAACCUGUGAAGAAGAUCAAGCUGAUGGAUUGCAAGAUGAUUCCUCAGAAGUUGAAAUGAAUACUCAGGCAGAUUCUCAGAUCUCUUACAUGGAAGCUGAAGAUACUUUGAUAACUCAGGAGGAGACAGGAAAGGAAGAGAAACCUCUGAGUCCUGAAGUAGAUAAACCUAAUCAGGAGAGCAAAGGACAAGAUAAAGGUGCAGAAGAAGAGAAAGGAAAGCAGGUGAUUGAUUCCGUGCAGCCGGAAGGGCAAUGCGAUACAGAAAACAUUUCAAGUAUUGAUGUUGAAAUGAAUAGUCAAGUUGAAAACAUAGAAGAGCCUACACAAUCACAGACAGAAAAUUAAUCUCAGGAAGACCAUGAUGACAGAAGAAAGCAGGAAGUGACCGAAGAUCUGCAGUCACUAGUGCAUUAUGUGAUGACAUUCUGACUAACAGACAGCAGCACACCAUGGAGUGCAAAAUAGGGAGGGGGAGGGGAGGGGAGGGCAAUUAAGGGAUUUGACUGAUUCUUUAUAUUUGUUUAUCUUCUCCUGUUCAGUUGGUUUGGUAGAUGACAUGAAGCUUCUCUACUAUGAGUUGUAGAGUCAUGGAUUAGAUUUCUUUGCCUCAUUCCUAUCUGUUCUGCCUCUCCUUUUGAAAUCCUAAGGCCCCAUUCUUCUGCGUAUAUAUUGUUAGCUUCUAAAUACUGUCUCUCAGUUGCAAUUCCUCUUCAAGGCAACAUAGGCAAAGGAUGUUUUAAGCAUUGUCCUUCAAGAGUCUGACGGUUUCUUUGGAGUGUUCACAAAGCACUUACAUCUGUCAUUACUCCCAUCAAGUAAAGAUGCUAAAGUACUAGUAUCCUUUGAUUUGUUGGUAAAGUCAACUUGCCAAUGCUAGUGCAUAAACAUUUGGUAGACUUUUCCAAAAGCCAGUAUAACUACAAGCAUUCGGGGUGAAUAGACAUUACUGUGAAUAAAGAUUUGAGGGUUACUAAUGUCAAAAUUACAACCUCUCCAUUAGGGACUGACAAAAACAAUUCCAGUCACAUGGCUGAUCCCCCAUGCAGAGAUUCUCAGUGCAAAGUAGAGGCUGAAAGGCACUUCUAAAUGGUGAUUGUCCAUAAUCAAACUAAAUAUAGAUUACAACUCCUGCACAGAAUUGCCCUCACACAAAGUGCUAUUUAGCCAUCUCCAGAUCAGAGCUAAUGACAUUUGAAUUAGUCCUCAGACUGUUUUAACUCAGACCCAGGAGAAUAAUUAAGUUGUCCACAGACAGAAUGCAAACAUGUAUGAAAAUGCAUCUCUCAAUGAAUAAGAGUCACAAUACCGAAGAAAGGAUCGUCCAUGUUCAGGAGAAUAACUUUCUUUGCCCCCAAAAUCAGGACAUGGAUUUCUCUUUCCUGUUUGUAAGCAUCCCAAGAUGUGGAAUAUCUCUAACAGGUUAAAUUUUUAUAGGACAAUCCCCGUAAUCAGCCACUUCCUUGCAAAUCUACUCAUGGCAUGAAACCUUUUAUCUAUCCUAAUGGUAUUUCUCCACAGCUCAAUAUUGCAUUGCCUACUAAUAGGUGAGCACCUCUGAGGUAUUUGGACAUGUCUAAAGUACCUAUUAAUUCCAGUGCCCUCUGGGUAAGAGGGGUUGCAAAUACUCUGCAUCUAGCACAUGGUAAUAUGGCUUGUGGCUUUAACAAUUUCAUGCCUACUCUUGUUACAUUUUCAACUGCAUAUGCACACUUUUUAAAUAUAUAAAAUGCAAUUAACAGAAUAUUGGUGAUGAAUGUUGUACCAAAUGUCAUCUGUUUUGCUAGCAAAUGCUGGGUUCAACUGAAAAAAACAAAAAGUUUUACAUUCAUUUUUCAACUACAUUGUAAAUUAAACUGAUACCCUACUUGCAAGAUUGAAAGAACACUCAGCAUGGGUCCAAGCUUGAUAUUCUGUAAACUAGUUUCCAACUGCUGUUAAAAACAAUUACAAGAAGGUUUUUUUGUAUUAUGAGAUGCUGGUUUUGCGUAAUUAUGCAUAUGUACCAUCUUCCAAACUUUUAAAAAUAAUUCCAAAUAUAACAAAGGUGUAUGCACAUGAAAGGAAGCUGAAAUUUACCAGCCUUGGCUUACUUGUAAAUCUCCAACACAAAUCUCAGAUGAAUAGUCACCAUUGUUUAUGCUUACAGUAGAAUACCCAAAUAUGAAUUGGUUCCUGAUAUGUAAUUUGUAGAAAGAUUUUUUUUUUUAAAAAAAGAAAAUUGGUUUUAAAUAGAUACAUAGCUUUGUUGCCUUAUAAGCAAUACUUAUGUAUUCAAAAACCAUCGCGUCCUAAAAAUAUUAUAGAUUCAACUAUUAGUUUCUCUUCUCUUUUUGAACCAUUCAUUAUAUUGGUGGCCUGGAAGAUUCUUUUUAGUUACGACAUAAGCACAGUAUCAUCCAGAUUAAUAUGAAUUUAGAUUUCAAUGAAAUAUAUAAAAUGUUUGGUUAUACUUAUAUCGAUACCAUCUGAUAUUUUUGAUAUGCUUACUAAGAAUGUAUAUUUAGUCCCCCGUUCAUCCAUGGAGCACAUGUGCCUCUUUACUUCUCCACUCCUGCUUGAUGGUUCCCUCUAGUUCUCCUUGCCACUGAGCUGUCAUUUCUGUUUCAGUUGCCUGUGAUUCAAAGAAUUACGGUAGUUAGCCAUCCAACAUGAACAAUCACAAUUCAACAAAAGCAACAAAAUCCAAACAAGUGAGGCAACCUUCAUUGCAUAGAUCUCCUUGCCCUAUUGGAGUCAUGCAUGAAAUGAGAUUUUUUUUUAAUCCACUACAAUAUGUAAUACAUGAUGGUGGGAUUUAAAAAGAAUUCUAGCCUGGAUUCCACUGCAUGCAAACUUAGGAAAGAAAUACUUCAUCCUUCUGGGCUUGUAUAAAC
Molecule: messenger RNA, 4014 nt
Organism: Pseudonaja textilis
Lineage: Eukaryota; Metazoa; Chordata; Lepidosauria; Squamata; Elapidae
Gene: MACROD2
Product: mono-ADP ribosylhydrolase 2
Biological process (GO): DNA damage response; purine nucleoside metabolic process; peptidyl-glutamate ADP-deribosylation
Cellular component (GO): nucleoplasm
Molecular function (GO): ADP-ribosylglutamate-[protein] hydrolase activity
Source: RefSeq, a predicted model, not a curated record